Sebastes umbrosus (honeycomb rockfish) is the source of this 1780-nucleotide messenger RNA. It is a transcript of the gene cep20, whose product is annotated as centrosomal protein 20. Gene Ontology annotation, molecular function: protein binding. Gene Ontology annotation, biological process: cilium assembly; microtubule anchoring. Lineage: Eukaryota; Metazoa; Chordata; Actinopteri; Perciformes; Sebastidae. The transcript has 4 exons. Gene Ontology annotation, cellular component: ciliary basal body; motile cilium; centrosome. The coding region runs from base 97 to 537 and encodes 146 amino acids. The record is from RefSeq and is a predicted model, not a curated record.
CUAUCCUAACCAAACCUUAACAAUCUCGCGAGAGUUCCCCCAGUUUGCUGGCUCCCUUCUUGCCACCACAGUGGAGGUUUGUUUACACUUGUUGCAAUGGCGACCAUCACUGAACUGAAGUGUGCCGUGAGGGACACCCUGGAGACCCGUGGUGUGCUGGGCCAGCUGAAGGCUCGGAUCCGGGCGGAGGUCUUCAGCGCCCUGGAUGACCAGCGGGAACCUCGUCCUCCGCUGUCCCACGAAAACCUGCUCAUCAACGAGCUCAUCCGGGAGUACCUCCAGUUCAACAAGUACAAACACACUGCGUCCGUCCUGACAGCAGAGUCAGGCCAACCUGAAGUUCCUUUGGACAGACAGUUCCUGGCGAAUGAGAUGAAAGUCACAGAGGAUACAAGCUCCAAGUCUGUACCUCUUCUCUAUGGUUUGGUGUCCCACUUCGUGAACAGCAGUGAUAGUGCUGGAAAGGUGUUUUUGCGGGGAGCCUCUCUGCCAGCUGGUACUGCUGCCAGCAACACUGGACCUGGACCUAAUGCCUAAACUGGACCUGUGCCUAGUACUGGCACAGGAUGGACUAAAGAGAUGCAUUUACACACUUUUUUUAGGGGGCAGGGGGUUUAAGUGACACAAUCGUCUGUGCAUAGUUUUUUUACUACAGGCAUUACAGCAUGGACUAUAUGAAUUGUGAUGAUAAAAAUGCACACAUCCUUUGUAUUGUUUUAUACUGUAAGUUUCCCAUGAUCCCACAUUGCCUUUUUUUUAGGUUUGAAUAUCUGGCUUUAGGUUUAGCAUCAGUCAUGGUGGUACUACCGAUACUUGCAUUAAUCCGCAUUGCUCGCUUUCUCAAUAAUUCAGGCAAAAAGUUGAGAUGAUGUCUUUUCUAUUUUAAUUUACAAUUGUUUGAUACUUUUAUAUUGUCUCUUAGUUGCUCAAAAAUAAAUGUUUUAUAUUUAUUAAUUUCACUGACUCAAAAACAUUUGUGGAAGUGCUAUUUUAUUGGCUACCACAUGGUGGCAGCCUUCACCAAAGACAAGGCUGAAGUUGCUGGUACCCGUUGAAGCCUCAUAGCUACUAUUUGCUCAUCUCUAACAUGUGGCAUUUGCGUACAAACAGGGUACUCUAAUUGCAUUAAUAUGGUCAGAUGAUCUUGCUACAUGUAUGGAUUUAACUCCUUAUUUUAAACUUUUGUGAACUAAAAAGGGUAUUGUAUUUUAAUUAGAAAAGUUGGUUCUUUUGAGCAUUUGCUUUAUGCAAUACAAUUCAUCACAGUACAGUUUAAAUAGUGCUGAGUAACCCACCCUUGAAAGGUCUCUAUAUUCAGAUCCAGUUACUUUCCCGUGAUUGUUUUAACAUGUUGGCACUCAUUGUGUUGGUCUGUGCAGCCAAACCCACCCAUGUUGUCCCUUGUUUCACCCUUGUUUGUCUGUAAUAGUCAGUUACCUCAUGAUUAUUAAGAUGAUUUUAUCUUGGACUCACAUAGCUGAUAAUCCACAUGGUUGUGCUGAGUAGAAUGUGGCUACGCUCCUGCCUGUUCAUGUCUUGUCUGUGUUGUCUGCAGCUUAGAAACCAGGGCUGUGAAUUCCUUACGACCUGAUGAUACAUCAACAAAAAAAAAAGGAUUGAUACAUAUGCAAUAAAGAAACAAGACAUACAAAGGACACCCACCAUGCAGACGUGGACAAAAUUGUUGGCACCCUUCCGUUAAAGAAAGAAAAACCCACAAUGGUCACUGAAAUAACUUGAAACUGACAAAAGUAAUAAUAAAUAAAAAUUUACUGAAAAU